UUUUAAGUUCUCGUGACAUGGCUACUGUAAACUAUUCUGUUGACAAACAGAAAAAUAUUGGCUCCCCUUGAGUUGAGUGGUUAUAUACCGUGUGAGUUCACGAUCUUAGAGGGAUAACAGGUUAUUUGUUCCUCAGUUUGCUCUCAAAGCUCUGUUCCGUGUCCCCGAAUUAUAUGUUUCGCGUACUUUAUUAUACAAUCUGGACAUCGUUAGGGUCCAGUCUGGACGCAAACAAAUACAAACCUAUCAUGCAGUCUUUAUUUAUAUUUUAUUUGUUGUCACACAACACUUCACAUAGAUCAUUUUCUAGAAGAAUUGAAGUGUGGAAAUAGCUGCGCGAUCAAUCUCGUUAGUAUAUUUCAUAAAAAUCUUUACAUCAUGCAUAGGGUACUUUACCUGGCAGAGACGAACGUUUCUAACUCCUUUAUUAAUAUUUACCUUCCGCGCGAAAGGCCAGAGUGACCCCCGUCACACUCCUCCCACUGGUUAGUUCUCGUCUCUCUAUGUCACCUGACCAACUCCAUGCAAAUCACAUCAUUUCUAAAACGCCAUUGGUCGCCUCCAGCACAUUUAAUGGCUGUCAAAGCGCAUCACAUGGCUGCCGCACUAUUAACUUCUCUACCCCGUAAGAGAAAGUAGCUCAAAGACGCUUUUCAUCACAGUGGAUGUGAAAAAGAAGUGGAGACGGAGAACAGUCCAAAGAAGUAUCAUUAUCACACUGGAUUAUUUGACUUUUUUAUUUUUGUCCUUCUAUUUUUUGUGGAGGCUUGAUCUGUUGCGCCAACUGAGCCGGACGCGUCGAAACUGAAUGUUUCUCUGUGUUGGUUGAAACAUUAAAGCCAGGUGAAUGUAUAGCAUGAUGAUGGAAACGGACCUGCACUCCCCAGGACCGCAAACCAAUACAAAUUCGGGCCAAACGUUGCCAAACAACGGGAGCAAAGCUAAUCAAGACCGAGUAAAAAGACCUAUGAAUGCAUUUAUGGUUUGGUCUCGGGGCCAGCGGAGGAAGAUGGCACAGGAGAACCCCAAAAUGCACAACUCUGAAAUCAGUAAGAGGCUGGGUGCGGAGUGGAAAGUUAUGUCUGAGGCGGAAAAGAGACCCUUUAUCGAUGAGGCAAAGCGGUUACGGGCCAUGCAUAUGAAAGAACAUCCGGAUUACAAGUACAGACCCAGGAGAAAGACCAAGACGCUGCUCAAAAAAGACAAAUACUCUUUAGCCGGCGGUUUGCUAACCGGGGGUGGCAGCGGAGGAGGUGUUGGUCUUGGGGUCGGGGUGAGUCUAGCAGGAGUCGGACAGAGGUUAGACAGCCCUGGUAGUCACGGAGGCACAGCUAGUACCGGCUAUGCACACUUAAACGGCUGGGCAAACGGCGCCUAUUCGGGCCAGGUGGCGGCGGCAGCGGCGAUGAUGCAAGAAGCGCAUAUAGCUUACAACCAGCACCCCGGCAGCGGGGCGCACCAUCACCACGCGCACCACCCACACAACCCCCAGCCCAUGCACCGCUACGACAUGGCCGCUCUCCAGUACAGCCCAAUCUCGAACUCCCAGACCUAUAUUAGCGCCUCUCCGUCGGGAUACGGCGGGAUAUCCUACACACAGCAUCAGAACUCGAGUGUCGCCACUUCGGGGUCUAUCGCCACGUUGGGGUCUCUGGUGAAAUCGGAACCAAGUGUAAGCCCUCCGGCUACCACUCACUCUAGAGCUCCUUGUCCAGGGGACUUGCGGGAAAUGAUAAGUAUGUAUUUGCCCACGGGGGAGGCUGUUGACCCGUCUGUUCAAAGCAGACUUCAUACAUUACCACAGCACUAUCAAAGCACGACAGCAGGGGUAAACGGAACGGUUCCACUGACACAUAUUUAAAAAUAAUAAUAAUACGAUAAUUCAACCUGCAGCGAGCAUGAGAAAACUCGUAACCAAAUAUUUACCUCUUUUUAAAGGUCUUCACCUACCUACCUUUUGUACAGAAUGUUUUGGUGUUCUUGUAAAUUGAAGGUACACAAUAUUUUGUUUGCCUUUUAGAAACAGAUACGAUAUUGCAGAAAACAUAUUAGGAUGGAUUGUUUUAUUUUGUCGACACCUGUUAAAUCUAAGUUUACUUUAAUUGAAGGCAAUCCAAAGUUUUGAAGCCAAUGCGCUGUUUCAGUGUGUUCAGUGUAUCUAUUUACCUCGAUUUUCUUUGCAGAUUCCCAUGAAUUUUCCUAACUAACAAAACCGAAUAUGGUCCCGUGUAUUGAAUACACAUCAAACAUGUUUCACAAGUUAAAGUUUUUUCUUUUCCAUUUUACACAUGCGUUUGUAAAUGUAAAAUUCUGCAUCUGGAUUUUCAUUCUGUUGUAAUAUUUCUUGCAAAUUGUAUAUAAGUUUUGUAAUAUCCUAGAAGUUGUCAAGAGAGUGCAACUGUAAAUAGUUUACAAAAUGCAUUUCUGCCAGAAAAGAACGCUAUCCUGAUAUUGCGCUGAAUUAUGAGUUAAAUAAAUUUUGCAUAUAUGUUUCCCUGGUUCUGGAAAAAAGUGUAACACAUUUCAUUGUUUGUCUUAUUUUGUGUUAUGAAUGCGAAUGCAAUUCAGUUUAAGAACAUGGUCAUUUUAAAUCAACUCUUAGGCUAUAUUCCCUCUCUGUAGACAGAAUUUCUCCGCUACACGCGCAAUGUAGUGUAGCCUGUAGUGUCAAUAUUCUGACCUUCAAUUUGAAAACAAACCGAUUCUUUGAAGUGAUUGCGAGAAACAUGAACUUCAUAUAGAAAACACAAACUUACUAGUACCCAAAGCAAGAAUCUAACAAAUGGCAACGGCAUGUAAUUACAUAUUAGUCAGUAAUAAUUGUUACUGAUUAGUCAGUAAUGAUCGACAUAAUUAUUACACAGCUCUGGCAGCUUUGAGCUUUGGUUUAUAAUGGAUAGGCCUUGCGAGCCAAAGGGAACAUCGAUGAAAAAUAGCCGCAAAUAAAUAAUUUAUUUUAAUGAAAUUAAUAUAAUUUUAAUAAUCAAAUUAUUAUUAAAAUGUAUAUUCAUUGAUAAUUUUCAUAUAGCCUGUAAUUUAUGGUAGCCAAACUGAUUGACAUGUCAGAUCAGAAGUUUAGAAAUAUGUGUGAUUUGUAUGAGUUAUUAUUAUUAUUAUUAUUAUCAUUAUUAUUAUUAUUAUUAUUAUUAUUAUUAUUAUUAUUAUUAUUGCUGUUGUUGUUGUUGCUGUUGUUGUUGUUGUUGUUAUUGGCUUGUGUCAAAUUUAUGAUAGCCUAUAAAUGUAAGCAGAUUUUUGAAAGUACUGAUUGUUACACACACGAAUCCUAAGACAGUGUCUUUAAAGCUAAGCAAUUCAGUUACACUGUGAUGGGUAAAUGUUAUUUUAUGAUACAUUUUUGUUUUUCAGUUUAGUAUCAAUACGAUUUUACGAGUAGGCCAUUCUGUUUAGAGUUGUGAAAAUUACAGUAGCCAAUUUCUGGGUAAUACGAUCGUUAUGCAAACUGAAGGCUCUUUGCUGAUUAAUCAUAAUUCUCUUGGAAGUGUUACAUUUGUUUGUAAAGUGGACAAAGUCUUUGUAAUGAAACUGUUAUUGACAACGUGUUUAAUCACUCACUUUGAAGGUACGAAUCUAACUGAGUUUUUAAACGGUUCCCAUUCUGUUGACAUUGGUUCCAACGCAUCAGCAUGUUGAUUUAAAAAGGAAUCUUCGUCUUUUGCAUUUACUUAAAAUAUUUGAAACAAACAGCGUGCAGCUGAUACAUGAAUUAAAAUGUUAAAUGGAUUGUGCCACCGCAUUUUUCACAUCAUGAGAGAACAACGAGAGAGAAUAAACUAAUUACAUACAA
Anguilla rostrata (American eel) is the source of this 3805-nucleotide messenger RNA. RefSeq names its product transcription factor Sox-1a. Bases 848 to 1861 code for a protein of 337 amino acids. The record is from RefSeq and is a predicted model, not a curated record. Gene Ontology annotation, biological process: cell differentiation; regulation of DNA-templated transcription; anatomical structure morphogenesis. The transcript has a single exon. Lineage: Eukaryota; Metazoa; Chordata; Actinopteri; Anguilliformes; Anguillidae. Gene Ontology annotation, molecular function: DNA-binding transcription factor activity, RNA polymerase II-specific; RNA polymerase II cis-regulatory region sequence-specific DNA binding.